UUUCUUAUUUUCAUGUGAUCUUAAUAAUCCUCAAAGUGCAAAAUUAGGACACGUUAUUAACAGUACUUAUGCAAUUUAUUGUAAUAAUGGUUUGGGACCAUCGUUUGGAGGUAGUGAUUUAUGUGUACUUAAUAAUAACUGUAAUUGGCAAUGUAACGUAGGUUCAUACCCUAGCAUCAAUAUCUCAGGUUCAAUUGCGAUCUCUGAUUAUGAAGUAUUUCAA
Molecule: messenger RNA, 223 nt
Organism: Scutellospora calospora
Lineage: Eukaryota; Fungi; Glomeromycota; Glomeromycetes; Diversisporales; Gigasporaceae
Source: the annotation of a GenBank genome assembly